Capsicum annuum is the source of this 676-nucleotide messenger RNA. Its product is annotated as mitochondrial pyruvate carrier 1. The record is from RefSeq and is a predicted model, not a curated record. Gene Ontology annotation, biological process: pyruvate import into mitochondria. The transcript has 5 exons. Gene Ontology annotation, cellular component: mitochondrial inner membrane. Bases 51 to 371 code for a protein of 106 amino acids. Lineage: Eukaryota; Viridiplantae; Streptophyta; Magnoliopsida; Solanales; Solanaceae.
CUGUUUUGCAGUAUCGGUAAGUAUACCAGAGGCAAUUGAAUUACAAAAUCAUGAAUUCCUUCCGGGCAUUCUUGAACAGUCCUGUUGGCCCUAAAACAACUCACUUUUGGGGUCCUAUGGCCAACUGGGGAUUUGUCAUUUCUGGAGUGCUGGAUUCAAAGAAGCCCCCUGAUGCAAUAUCUGGCAACAUGACUGCAGUAUUAUGUGUGUAUUCAAUAUUGUGUAUGAGAUUUGCAUGGAUGGUGCGUCCUCGCAAUCAUCUUCUUUUGGCUUGCCAUGCUUCAAAUGAGUCGGUGCAACUCUAUCAGCUCUCACGUUGGCUAAAGCAUCAGUGGUACUUGUCUCAGAAGGAAGAAAACGCUUCUUCAUGACUUAAAGUUCCUUGAAUAAUGCAUGUGCAAGUUCCCAAAUCGUUGCUUGUUUCCUUAUUUCUUUGACGAUAGAGUUGGUUAUCUUUGUGGCAUCGAUUGUACAAGUGUGUACAAGAGUCCCAAAUGGAUGGAACGAUGCAAAAUGGCUGACUGGUAAUGAGCACCAGUAUAUGGAGUAGUGGAGGAGAAUCACAUUAUAUUCUUGAAUUAACAAUUCAACUAUGAUUAGCAUGAGAUAAACUUAGUUUUACAAUUUGUUAUCAUUCUUCAAUGGAACAUGCACGUUAAACAUCUUGCUUUCUGGA